Molecule: messenger RNA, 1765 nt
Organism: Rana temporaria (common frog)
Lineage: Eukaryota; Metazoa; Chordata; Amphibia; Anura; Ranidae
Gene: APMAP
Product: adipocyte plasma membrane associated protein
Exons: 9
Coding region: 73-1320 (415 amino acids)
Biological process (GO): biosynthetic process
Molecular function (GO): strictosidine synthase activity
Source: RefSeq, a predicted model, not a curated record
UAUUGGCUCCGGCGUGACAGUCCACUCCCGUUAGCUGCAGCUGUGUCUGGUGCCCUUGGUGGAAGCGGGAGCAUGGAGGACGGAGAUGGGCUGAGGCAGCGGAGGCCUAUCCGGCCGCAGGUGAUCACCGAUGACAGCUACGUGCAGGAAGGCGAGAGGAAAAGCACAUACAGCGGCAAAGUGUUCCGUGCCACCUUAACAUGCCUGGCCUUGGCACUGAUCAUUCCUUCGCUGGCAGCCAUCUGUCUUCUAGAGAGCCCCAUAGAGCCCCAUGUGUUAAGUUUUCCAACGCCUCCUCUAAUGAUGGGUGCCCUAGAGGCAAACCUUAAGCUGAGAAAAGCUGAGCGCCUGUACGAAGACCAGUUGGUAGGCCCAGAAUCUAUUGCAAAUAUUGGUGAUGUCCUGUAUACCGGUACUGCUGAUGGGCAGAUUGUGAAAAUUGAAGAUGGCAAAAUCCACACCAUAGCAAGACUGGGCACACCUCCCUGUGGAACAAGAGAAAAUGAACCGAACUGCGGAAGACCUUUGGGGCUUAGAGUUGGCCCUAAUGGAACUCUUUUUGUUGCAGAUGCUUAUCAGGGAAUAUUCAAAGUGAAUCCUGUUACAGGUGAAGUGGAGAGACUGGUUUCGUCCAGGAUCCCAGUUCAAGGGAAGAUAAUGUCCUUUGUUAAUGACCUUGCUGUGACCAGUGAUGGCAGAAAGAUCUACUUUACUGAUUCCAGCAGUAAAUGGCAGAGAAGGGAAUACCCCCUCAUAGUUAUGGAAGGCACAGACGAUGGCCGCUUGCUGGAGUAUGACACCCUGACAAAGGAAAUAAAGGUUUUAAUGGGUGGAUUGCGUUUUCCCAAUGGCGUUCAACUUUCUCCUGCAGAGGAUUUUGUACUUGUUGUAGAAACCACAAUGGCACGCGUGAAGAGGUAUUAUGUUUCUGGCCUUACCAAAGGUGGCGUGGAUACGUUUGUGGACAACAUGCCUGGAUUCCCGGAUAAUAUUCGCCGUAGUAGCACAGGAGGGUACUGGGUGGCAAUGUCUGCAGUGAGACUAAACCCUGGAUUUUCCAUGAUGGACUUCUUAGCUGACAAACCUUGGAUCAAAAAGAUAAUUUUCAAGAUUUUAAGUCCGGAUACUGUGAUGAAGUUUGUUCCAAGAUACAGUCUGGUUAUAGAGCUCGGCGAGAAAGGAUCCUACAAAAGAAGUUUUCAUGAUCCCAACGGAGAGGUGGCAACCUUUAUCAGUGAGGCUCAUGAACAUGAUGGUUAUUUAUACCUGGGAUCCUUCCGGUCUCCUUUUAUCUGUAGACUGAACCUUAAUGAUGUCUGAAGUGGCUCAUCAGACCCUUUUGUAGAUGAAGAACCAGAAUUGGACUGAAAGAGAGAGCAAAAACCGUGUCGGCUGCUAUGGGCAUCUCUGUUUUGUAGAAGCUCACUCUGAUUUUGUUAAAUACUUUUGGUUCAAAGUAAAGCAGUUUUAUUAUUUUUUUUUAUAAGAUAUGAACUUAAUUAUUUCUCAAUAGUUUAGACAUUUAGACAGUCAGAUAUUCAGUGCAGGCUGUGUACAGUUGGCUUGCCAUGCAUUACUUGAAUUGUUGAAAGGUUUUCCAUUUUCAGAUGUGCUUCCAUAUCAAUGUAUAUUAAUGCUUUAGUGGAAUGUAGUUCAGUAUUUUCUUCUUGUAUCUUCCAUUACAGACUUCCCUUAAAGGUAUGCCAUCCCUUGAGGUAAUGUCACAUACAGUAAUGUCACCAGCUGCAUCCAGUCUCUUAAAAAC